AUAAUAGACCCAAUAUCUUCUCCCCUCUCACAUCCCCUCCCUCACCAGAUUGAGAGAACCACAGAUGGAGCGCUAAUCAUUGGUGCCGAUCGGCUGAUCCUCUACUUCUCCAGUGCGGCACCGUGCCGCGCGGCCUCAUCGCGCUACUGAUCCGGUGGUUCCCGUCCGAGUGCUUCUUCAAUCAAACCCUAGAAAGUUCUACUACAGGGUUAUAUAAAACUUAAUAUCAACUAGCAAUUAGAGGGGAUGGCUCCAAGCAAGGCAUGGAUGGGCCUUGUGGAUGAUCGGCUAAAUCACGAGUACUUAGAGGGUGUAGAGAAGUUCAUAGAUUAUGCAUUCAGUAAAUUAGAUGGUGUCCAGGUUAUACGUUGCCCAUGCAUCAAGUGCUGCAAUACAUAUUCUUUGCCUCGUCACAUAGUGUCUUCUCACCUGAAAGCGUAUGGAAUACUGAGGAGCUACACAUUUUGGUACCAUCAUGGUGAAGUCUUAGCAGAACAAGAGAAUGACAUAGAAGUUGAUGAGUAUGAUUCACAGGAAUUUAAUGGGGAAGGAUAUAAUGGAAUGCAAGACCUGAUGGAAAAUUUAUUUCCUCAGUGCAACACCCCUGGUGGAGACGAAGCGACACAUGAAUCUACUGAUCAGGGACCUGAAGAGGAGCCAAACACUGAUGCGGCCAAGUUCUAUGCUUUGCUUGACAAAUACAACCAACCACUGUAUGAAGGGUCCAGAACCUCUAAAUUAUCUGCCUUAGUUAAUUUGCUUCAUGUUAAGAAUUUGGGGAAAUGGAGUAAUAAGUCCUUCACCGCAUUGUUGGAAUUGCUGCGCAAGGACUUUCUACCUCAUGACUCUACACUGCCAAAUUCUUAUUAUGAAGCAAAAAAAACUAUUCGUGAACUAGGACUAAGUUACAUAAAAAUUGAUGCUUGCAAGAAUGAUUGCAUGCUGUACUGGAAAGAAGAUAUAGAUGCUGAAUCCUGCAAGGUAUGUGGAUCAUCUAGGUGGAAAGAAGAAAAACACACAGGGGAAAUUAAGCACUCUUCAGCUGGGAAGAAGAUUCCACAUAAAACUAUGCGGUACUUUCCUAUAAAACCUAGAUUGCAGAGGUUAUUUAUGUGUAGGAAAACGGCCGCAUAUGCUAAGUGGCACAAAGAGUGUAGGGUUGAUGAUGGAGUUAUGCGACAUCCUGCUGAUUCAAAAGCAUGGAAGGAGUUUGAUAAAAUCCAUUCAUCAUUUGCAUCUGAACCUCGGAAUAUAUAUCAGCAGCACCAGCAUGAUAAGAGUGAGGUCAUGGAAGACCUUUUGUCAUUGUCGCGUGGUCCGCUGAAGAAUAUAACAUGCUUUACUGGAUAUGACAUGAAUGGGUUCAGAUAUCGCACAGAAAGACGGGACAGCCGCAGGUGUACACAAAACAGUGGUGUGAUGGUUCUUGGUGAUGAUGUGGAAUAUUAUGGAGUUUUGACAGAAAUACUUGAGAUUCACGGACACCAGAAGAUGAUGGUCGAGGGCAUCGACAUGAAGAAGAUGAUAAUGGUGACCGGCGUCAGGACAACAAUGGUGGACGAUGACAGAUUUCUCGAGAACCUGAACGUCGCCCUCGGAAUCGCACGCCGGAGUCGAGUGAGUCAUCGUCGUCAUCGUCAUCAUCAUCUUCGUCUUCGUCAUCCGAUAAACGUCCACGGAGGACACACGAUCGCCAACAACCCGCUGCCCCCAGCGCUGGGUGUAGAGCUUUCAACCGUUCUCUACGUGAUGUCCGAUGGCCCGAGAGAUUCUGACCCGGAGCAAUAG
Messenger RNA from Oryza sativa Japonica Group (Japanese rice), 1788 nucleotides. Lineage: Eukaryota; Viridiplantae; Streptophyta; Magnoliopsida; Poales; Poaceae. The record is from RefSeq and is a predicted model, not a curated record.